This is a messenger RNA of Rotaria sp. Silwood2, 576 nucleotides long. The record is from the annotation of a GenBank genome assembly. Lineage: Eukaryota; Metazoa; Rotifera; Eurotatoria; Philodinida; Philodinidae.
AUGCAAACAAUCAAAUGUGUUGUCGUCGGAGAUGGUGCCGUUGGAAAAACAUGCUUAUUAAUUAGUUAUACAACUAAUAAAUUUCCAAGUGAAUAUGUUCCAACUGUAUUCGAUAAUUAUGCAGUAACAGUCAUGAUUGGUGGUGAACCUUAUACAUUAGGUUUAUUUGAUACAGCUGGUCAAGAAGAUUAUGAUCGCCUUCGUCCAUUGAGUUAUCCUCAAACAGAUGUUUUUCUUGUAUGUUUUAGUGUUGUAUCACCAUCAUCAUUUGAAAAUGUCCGUGAAAAAUGGGUGCCAGAAAUAUCACAUCAUUGUGCUAAAACACCAUUUUUACUUGUUGGUACUCAAAUUGAUUUGCGAGAAGAUCCAAAUACAAUAGAAAAAUUACAAAAAUCACGUCAAAAAGCAAUAUCAUUUGAACAGGGAGAAAAAUCAGCACGAGAAUUAAAAGCUGUUAAAUAUGUUGAAUGUAGUGCAUUAACACAAAAAGGUUUAAAGAAUGUCUUUGAUGAAGCUAUUUUAGCUGCACUUGAACCACCGAAAAAAGUUAAAAAGUCUGGUUGUAAACUUUUAUAG